Messenger RNA from Ahaetulla prasina, 583 nucleotides. RefSeq names its product thyroid stimulating hormone subunit beta (gene TSHB). The transcript has 3 exons. Gene Ontology annotation, biological process: G protein-coupled receptor signaling pathway. The record is from RefSeq and is a predicted model, not a curated record. Gene Ontology annotation, cellular component: cytoplasm; extracellular region. Gene Ontology annotation, molecular function: hormone activity. The coding region runs from base 9 to 491 and encodes 160 amino acids. NCBI's taxonomy places the organism in Eukaryota, Metazoa, Chordata, Lepidosauria, Squamata, Colubridae.
GUGACUGUAUGAAGAAAAGACUGUGUAGCCAAGUGACUGAUUCUCCUUUUCUGAGGUGUUCUGAGUUUGGACAGCCCAGCAGAGUUGAUAGCAUGAAUCCUGUCCUUUCCAUCUCUCUGCCCCUAGUCUUUGCCUUGACUUUGGGGCAAAGUCUGGCUCUUUGUAUCCCUGUUGACUAUGUCAUCCAUGUGGAGAAGAGGGAAUGUGGCUACUGCUUAGCUAUCAACACCACCAUCUGUGAAGGAUUCUGCAUGACCUGGGACAGUAAUGUUAAGAAGCUACUGCUCCGGAGGCGGAGUGCCCUAUCCCAGGAUGUGUGUACGUACAAGGAACUGGUGUACAGGACUGUGAUGAUACCUGGCUGUCAACACCAUGCUGUCUCUUACUAUUCCUAUCCUGUGGCAGUGAGCUGCAAAUGUGGGAAAUGCAACACUGAUUACAGUGACUGUGUGCAGGAGGCAAGUGGUGCUGGUUAUUGUGCAAUGUUCUAGAAGCUACAUAACUCUUGAGGUCUCGGUUCUCUGUAUCUGUCACGCACAGCAACAGCUAAAGAGCAGCAACAACUAAAAUAAAUAAGUUGGGU